Molecule: messenger RNA, 3876 nt
Organism: Mycosarcoma maydis (corn smut)
Lineage: Eukaryota; Fungi; Basidiomycota; Ustilaginomycetes; Ustilaginales
Exons: 1
Coding region: 1-3876 (1291 amino acids)
Biological process (GO): SCF-dependent proteasomal ubiquitin-dependent protein catabolic process
Cellular component (GO): SCF ubiquitin ligase complex
Molecular function (GO): protein binding
Source: RefSeq, a predicted model, not a curated record
AUGCAGGCAUCAGUAGGAAGCACCGACAAAGGAAAGCGUCGGAUGAUCGAUCCUGAGGACGCCGUCCAGUCGACCGUGGCUCAAGCAUUCCCUCCCUUCCACGAGGCGGGCUCCUCUCGGUUGCUCGAACCUAUGCAAAUCCCAACAAGGACGACAGAAAGCGUCGAAUCAGACCCUUAUCAAAACCCUUCGUUGUUCAAUGGCCAUGGCCAUGACCGCCGACGCCUGUCGCAUGCUAGGGCCAAGUCCUCACUUGGCUCAGUCAACAUGUUUGACUUUUUCCGACCAAGUUCACUCGCAUCCAACAGCACUGCUGCCACCAGCUUUCAAUUUGGCUCCCCGGACGACAGUCCCAAACCAGUCACAGCUUCGCAAGCAGCCAAAUCUGACGACGGCAACAGCGACGAGGCACUGCGAGACUCCCUCGAGCGGACCAUCGAUGCUGCCAAAUCUCGCAUGACACCGGAAUUGCCGACGCCGCAACAAAUCUCGCAGCACGGUUUCGCAGCUAGCAGUGCGUCUGCAGCGCAGACUGCCGGCCCCGACGAGCCGAUCGAUGGGAGGCUCGGUGAGGCUGAAGCUCUCAUGCCGCCUCUGUAUCCAGAGGAGACCUUGCCACACUACGAAGAAGCUCCCGAGUACACGCCGCCUCUGUCGCAAUCUUCUGACAGUGGUUCGCGUUCUAAGGCAGCCGCGUUCCGAGCUGCAGCUGCAAAUCGCUUUCUGUCCAGUCGUAUGGCCAAAAAGCUCAACUUGCCUUCCGCUCUUCAAGGCCGCCUCCAAGGCACGCAGACUCCAGAUGGCUUUUCGCCCUCGCUACACACUGCUCAGCAUGUCGCUGGAUCAACCGACGUUAGGACCCGCUUUGUGAGGAGCGACAGUGCGCCAAACCUCUCGCUCAACACUUGUGCACAUGCAUGCAGACACAUUGAGGUGUGUAAUUAUGCCGCAACUGCCUACAUGCAAGGCGCAAGGAUGGGACCCGCACCUCGUCCCGCGAUGCCUGCCUCUUCCCGGCCUUCCACCUCCAACGUCGAAUCAGCCAGAUCAUGUUCCAGUGCUGUGUCUGUGGCUCGACCCUCGACGAGCAAUGGCAUACCAGGCCGCGACCAAAGGCAAUUCGGCGCGUCGCCUAUGCUGCGCGAAGCUGUUUCUAACGUCAGCUCGUCCAGGAGAAACAGCGGCGAGUCACGACCACCAAGUCGCGCAACGGUGGAUUCUUCCCCCAACGGUGGCCUCUUCACCUGCGGAUACGCCUCGAGUCGAAGUGGGGCAACCACUCCAACGCGCUCUAGUCUGCUGCGUAAGGGUCGAAGCCGCAAUGCGAGUUUGAGAAGUCUACGUGAUCUCUUAUCACUCAAUCGCGACAGGGAUCACAACCGUACACCUUCUGACACCAGAUGCGAACACGAUCAGCACCAACAAGUGCAGGAAUCUCUGUCAACAGGUCCCAUUCUGCGAGAGGUGGUCUCGCCCGUUUCUCACGAGCUCCUCAUCUCUGCGCGCGUGCGUGUGGCCCCCAAAUCUCGACCGACACUCAUGAACACGGUGCGUAGCACUCCACAAGCUGGCGUCGACGCUGCUGCGGCUGACAACCCUGUGCUGAUCGUGCCGCAUCAGCGCUACGAAAGCCAAACCGAUCCGCUCCAAAAGCUUCCGCGAGAAAUACUCUUGGCCAUCUUCAAGAGCCUCGUAGACCUUCACGUUGAAGAACACACUCGCGCAAUCGCAGCUAGCAGCUGGAGAGGCAAAAGAUCGUGCGAGACGCGUUGGGUCGGAAUUGAGGCAGCCGUCCGCGAACUCGCCUGUCUCAGUCGCGUAUCAAGAGCGUGGCAGAGCUUUGUGCUUGAUGGUCAGCUAUGGCAGAGCCUUGAGUUCUCCAAGCAUCCCAACAUGACUGAAGAGGCGAUGGUCAGCAUCGCCAAAGCGGUAGGCCCCUUUGUCCGCCGACUAGACUUGCAGGGUCUCACUGGUCUAAGAUCCAGUGUGCUGCUGGCGCUUGUCAAGGCACAGCGCCCCAGAGCUUCCACAGGUUGGGAGCUUACUGCGUCGAUAAGCGAGCCAUUUGCAAGUUGCCAGCUCGAGGAGCUCAACCUUCAGUCUUGUCAGCACAUUUCGACGAGCGCACUUAACACGGUUCUGUCGCAAUCGCCAAGCUUGAAGCGUUGUAAUCUCGCGAACCUCCCAUGCGUCGACAGCACAACACUCUGUGUGCUAGCCGCAACAGCCACCAACCUCGAAAUGCUCGACAUCAGCCGUUGCCGUAGUAUUGGCACCGAUGGCGUUCGUGCCAUCUUUGCCAUUCAGGAAAGUGCGACGAACAACUCUGCCGUCUCCAAGGAGCGCAAUCUUGAAUCUCGCUUCCGCGAGCUUCGUGCAGCAGGCGUGUCUGGCUUUGACUGCGAGACGCUCAACCAGCUUGGUCGACACUGGCCGAAUCUGGAAGUACUCGACCUGAGCUACUGUACCAGUGUUACCGACGCCGCUAUUGCAGCUCUUGUAAGUAGCGCCGGCGAUGUGGUGAAUGAAAAGGGCCACUUUGUCACGUUAACUCCACGUCAAGCCGGUAGCCAACACGACGAUGAAGUCGUCCGAAGAAAGUUCCCUUAUCUCAAAAAGCUCAACCUCUCGUCCUGUAGAGCACUUACCGACCGCGCGGGUGUAUAUCUUGCGCACGGCGUUCCAGCGCUCGAAGUGCUAGAGAUGGCCAAUAUCGGUCCUUCGCUCAAGGACGCAGGUCUGAUCAAGCUGUUCGCCACCACACCGCAGCUGCAAAAGCUGGACCUGGAACGAGCCACGCAAAUCACCGAUGCAGUCAUCUCGGCGUUGACUCCACCCGAAUCACAUGCCGAGGCGUUUGGGCGUGCAGUUCCGGACAGCGAUACGCUCAUGCACGGAACGAGAGCGCGAGGAUCACUGCUCAACAUGGCUCGUCGAUCUGUCAGUCGAAGGAGACAAACGCACCGUUCGGCAUCGGCGGCUGCAGAACAAGAAGACAUGUUGCCCUCUUACGACGAGGGUGCAGUGGCAGCAUUGAUUCCGGCGACGGGAACGCGUUUGACACACUUGAUCCUGUCGUCAGCAAAUCGUUUGUCGGCUGAAGCGUUGCUGUCGAUGAUCAAUCGAUGUCCAUUUUUGAUUCACCUCGAAGUCGAUGACACUCAUGCGGAUAACGAGGUGGCUCUGCGAUUUGUUCAGAUUGCGCGAUAUCGCAAGGUACGAAAUGCAUAUCUCAGUCUCGUUGACUGUAGGUCUUUCUCUCGUGAUGCCUACUUGCAGCUCAGUCAUGGCGAUACGGCUGAUGACGGAGUCAGACCGAGGAGAGGAUCGCAUGGCUAUGCCUUCCGUCAUUUCAGCUAUGACGAUGCGGAGCCAUGUAUAGCUGCGGCCACAACGAGUACAAUUGCGGUGGAAGGUGUCUUGCAGACACGCGGGGCACAGGCAACUCCAGCAGUGCCAGAAAGAAGCGACCGUGAUUCGAUCGACGGACGCGAGUUGGACCGCGACCGAGGGCUUGACGAGUGCAACGAGCUCAAGCCCGUCGUCAAGAGUUUUUGGGGUUGGCAGCUGGUGGACGCAAGGAUCAAGCAGAAGCGCAAAGCCGAGCAGCGCGCGGCGACCGCCCGACGCCAGGGCGGUCGCAGCAAGGUCACCAACGUCGUAGCUAUGGCGCUAGGUCUGCCUUCCGCUGGCUUUGCGAGCGCUGGAGCUUCAACUGCCGCAGCUGCGAUGCAGACAACAAGUCGGCGAGCAGGUGGCCUCGCUCCGAGAUGGCCGCGCAUCUUGCUGGCGUCUGAACCGGCUCGAGAUGGUGCGACGCGCAACACGCAUGACGAAGAUGACGAUGAUGAUGCCCGUGGAUGUACGAUUAUGUAG